Cetraspora pellucida is the source of this 432-nucleotide messenger RNA. NCBI's taxonomy places the organism in Eukaryota, Fungi, Glomeromycota, Glomeromycetes, Diversisporales, Gigasporaceae. The record is from the annotation of a GenBank genome assembly.
AUGUUAGAUGUAGAUGCUAUAAAAAAUAAUAAUUUAUUUAAAAUAGAUCAACAGCAAAAUAGAGAUCUAAAAAAUAAAGAAAAAUAUGAAAUUGUUUCUAGAUUAUCUAAUGCUAUUACUUGUAGAAGGUAUCAAUAUGCAUAUGAACAUCAAAGUAUAGGCAAUUUAAAAAAGACAGCUAUUUUAGAAGAGCAAAAGCAAUCAUCUUAUCAAAAAAAUGAUUCAUCUUUUAAUAUAUUAACUGUUUAUAAUUUAGUUUUCAAGAAACAAAAAGAAGCUCUACAAGUUAAGCAUAUUAAAAGUUCAUUUGAAUCAACAAAAUCACAUUUUAAUAGUAAUAGUAGUUUAAAAAAAAAGACUACAGACACAUGCCUUUGCUUUCAUUGCAAGCAACUGAAUGAUUAUACCAAGACUUGUAUUAUUGCACUUUAA